GUUGCCAGCACAUUCUACUCCACUGUCAGCGCUGUCACAUCGCGUGCUGAAGCAGACGCCGCGUUCCUUGAAAAUGAAGCAGCCCAGCGCGCCAUGGAGGGUAUGGAAGCAAACGUGGACACUGCAUCUGCUGUACUCAGCGACUUCCGGGAAAUCCGAAGAGACUUUUCAUCAGAUGAGUUCACUGAAGGCAUCCGCAACCAGCUGCAGGGUCUAGAAGUGGGACAGGACCGAGAGUUUCGCGGAUUGUCGCGGGAACAGCGCCGCAAAGUUCACCUGCUUGCCGGGGAACUUGGCAUGCUAUCGCAGUCCUUUUCUCUGAAUUCAAGUCAGCGGAUUGUAGUGGUCACAAAUCCGCCCUCGAUAUGUGAGUCACGAGGAAGACAAACCGUCGAAAUGGAUGUGAAGCAGUUGGUUGCCCAGAUUGGCGAAGAAGUCAAAGAAAUUCAAGGUACAUUGCAGCAGAGUCAGUGGCAGGUGGUCUCGACAGCGGGAGUGCUAGUACUGGGAAGCGUGUUAUCCCCUUGGCUUCUUGGUAAAGUUGGAGCUGAGCUUUUUCUGCCGUUGGCCACUGGCACUGUUGGGCUAGCAACGGCUUGGCAGGAAACAGCUGGCAAAGGGGCAGUUGCGGUUGCAAAACGGCAGAGUGCUUUCCUUCUCACCAAAGAAGCUCGAGCAGAGACUUUCCUUGGCCGUGGCCACCUUUCAUAUGCCGUAUUUCCAACCGAUGUGGCUCUUGCGACACUGGCGACAGUUGCCACUGGACUCUCGGGCAUCCUGAAACUAUCGGAAUUCUGGAAGUCGCUUGCGAUGCUGAUGGUUAUCCCAGCAUACACAGCCUGCUCUGUGGCCAUGAUAAGGAGGCGCAAGGUUGAAAGGUUUGUUGCUGCUGCAAUGAGAUGCGUGGAUGCCACACCUAUGCCAGCUCCAAAGAGAUUUUGGAAGGAGAAUUGUUGGAUGCUUCCACUGGCACUUGCUCUGGUCUUCCCUUCUAAUUUGCAUGGGCGAGCAACGGUAGCCUGUGCGACUUUUGCUGCUGAAAUUGCCGUUGCUAUGGCAGAGAGUUCGCUGCAGUUGGCAAAUGCCACAGGCAGUGUUGCCAGAGCGGGCUGCGUCGUGGCCACAGCUGAUGCUUGGUCACAGUUGGCUCAGCUUUCUACAAGGGCUUUGCCAUACCGUACGGCUCUUGCAGUGGUGAGCACCUUGAUCGCCACAGCACUGGUAGAGUAUUCGCUGCCUUUGUGUGCAUUAUUCCCAGCUUUCGGAGCAGCAGUCUUUACGCGCUCCUUCGAGGUGAACAGGCAGUCCCAGAAGGCUUCUGCGCAGCUGGCAGAGGAGUUCAUGGACAUGCAGGUUCUGAGGAAGGUGGAACCAUGGCCUCUGCUGAGUUCUGCAGCAGAUCUCAUUGAAUCCGAGCCACCACAACAAUUCCCAAAGUUGAAACAAGUGAAGGAGAGCGGCACUCGCCUAGCCUGGCUGUCUCCCAUCAACUUGUUCAGAAGAGCGAGCCGCGGAUUUGCGAGGCUGAAGACAUUCUUUGAGGAUGACAGUCCUGCAGAAGCGUACAAACCUCCAGCUUCAAGCCAGGCUGUAAAGAGUGUGCAGGCAGACCUCAAUGAAAUACGCUCAUUGACAAGGUAUACCAGAAGCUCCUGGUUUCGCACAUUCUCAGUUGUAGGGUCUCUGACUCUGGCAUGCGUGCUACAGCCUUGGUUUCUUUUUUCCAGCAGCGAGGUGCUCCUCCCAGUUGCUGGAGCUGUGCUGACAAUUUUCGUGGCUGCAUCUGAGAGCGACGCUCGACGGGCUGCAACUGCUUCCAAGGUCAGGGCUGCAAAUCUGAAAUCGAUCACCAGCACCAUGGAGGAGUUCGUUGCUUCUGGUAUGCAAUUCCGAUCCUUCCUCCUUGCCUUUGCCGGGGUUACUGCCGUUGGUUGUGUACUCUCCUUGAUCCCAAUCACGCCGUUAUUGUGGAUUUCAUCAAGGACCGGAUGGGUGGAGCCUGCCCAGAAUUUCUGGAGUUUUUUACUUGUGGUUUUCCACUGCGUUUCUGCGGGUGCAAGUGUAUUGCCGUUUCAGGCAGUGCGAAUGUGGACGUCAAAGGUGAAGUCGGAGAUGCCAGCCUCAAGGGCUGAUAUCAAGCUACAACCUCUUCGGCCUGGUACUGUUUCGGAGGGACCACUGCCGAAAGGUUCUCGUUGGAGUGACCUGUGGAGCCAAAGUCGAUGGAGCUUGAUGCUUCCUCUGCUUGCAGCCCUCCCUGGUGUGCUGCUUGGGCUUUUCCCUUCGAGCAGGCCAUUUGAGCACAGGGCUGUUGCAUCAACCGCUGGAAGCAGCUUCGUUGUGGCAGGGAUGCUAUUCUUGGCAGAGCGUGCUCUUUUUCGUGCGGAAUUGCUUAUUGCAAGCCGCCGACUCGCCUUUGCGCUUACGGACACAUUGGCCAAUGAGGCUGAGCAGCAAAGUGCUUUGUUGCCCGUAGCUACUGCAGCGACGAUUGCAGUCUCUGCAGCUGUUACGUUUGGGGUCGAACUGAACCCUUUCUUUGCUUCGGCACUGGCACUGGUACAGGCAGUGACCUGGAUCUUGGCUUCAAGAAAAGCACUGCAAGCGAGAUACGGAAGUGAUGCUGCUAUCCAGGCUGCCACUGUGACGGAAAACCGCAUGGUUCGUCCUGGAAGGCCUCUGCAGGACCAGCCUUCUCGGCGUCUUGGACAAUGGCGAAGCUUUGUGAAUGUUUUCAGUCGCUAAUAUCUUGGAAGCAGUAAAAAAAAGCAAACGACUAAUCCAAAUGGACGCACCUAGAAACAUAUCGAUGCAGGUAUCUCCAGUGUAAGGUUGGCAGCCUCGACUGAAACAAGCCUGAAAUAAGCUUGCAUUUCCUAGAAUCGUCCAUCCAGGCAAAGACUUUAAUCACUCAGUUCUCUUUGCUGCUUUGACAGAUCAGACUAACUCACCUCGACUCACCUUGGGACCUCUGAGUCUCCUUCAAACAAAAGCUCAGUUUCGAUCCUUUCUCCAUUGGUACUAG
Cladocopium goreaui is the source of this 3025-nucleotide messenger RNA. The record is from the annotation of a GenBank genome assembly. NCBI's taxonomy places the organism in Eukaryota, Dinophyceae, Suessiales, Symbiodiniaceae.